AACCUUAAUUGAAAUAGCUGUAUGUAGAUUUCAGAGAACGUAUGGUGCCGCACAGUGUGAUAAACUUCAACCUCGGCACAAGACAAUCUCGACUUGCAAAACGCUUUUGUAAACAAUAAGUAAAUUAUAUAGCAUAUGUAAAAUGGCAAAAAUUUUCUGCAACGUAAGAAAAUUUCCUGGGAAGAUAUUUUGCUAAAUAUUUCGUGAUAGCGAUGCUGCUGGUGCUGCCGGACAUUUUUCAGCACUGUUCCGAUCACUGGAUCAUGACUGGAUGGCAUGCAGAACAAUGGAAUUUUCAAAACAAUGAAAAGACAAUGGAACAUUUUGGUCACUGGAUCAUGACAGAUUCAAGGAUUUUCAAGUUUUGUACGAACCCUGUGUCCUACCUGGUUCUACUAAAUGUCAACAAAUAACCCAUACUUUGUGAGAACUUUAUCCCUUAUAAUCAAUAAAACUAUUGUUAGGUGUUAACCCGAUUAUGUAACAGACUGAAUGGGCAUUAAUCGAUACAAUAAUUAAAUGAUUGAUUGGAAAACCACAACCAAUGUUGUUUUAUAUUACUAGAUUACUCUGAAUGUGGUACUUCGUCAUUUAAACCAAUUCAUUCAAGAGCUCGAAUUGUAGGUGGAAAAAUAGCAAAUGAAGGAGACUGGCCUUGGGCAGUCAGGAUAUUGAUUGGAGGUAGGUAUAUCGCCAUCUUUCUUUGCUAUCUUUGUUCAUCCACACAUCACAUUUAAUUUCGAUUUAGAUAAGCACGCGUGUGGUGGAACAUUAAUCAAUCAAGAGUUUGUGUUAACUGCAGCUCAUUGUUUUGGAGUGGACAAAACCGAUCUACAUCAGUAAGUAUACAAUUACCACCAUACUGUCAUUGCUAUAACUAAUCACUACCAGCACCAUCAUUAUCAUCACCACUACGUUCACCACCGUCAAAAAAUCACCACUCCAUAACCACCUUCACCAUAACCAUCAUCACUAACGCCAUCAUCAUCAUCAAAAAACACUAACCAUUCCCAUUUUUUUCUAGUGUUAAAGUGUCACUGCAAGACAGGAAUCACAGCUGUCUUGCCCUCCACAUUCACCAUGACUACAACGCUAGAAACUACCGGAAUGACAUUGCACUGAUUAAAAUUCCUAAACUAAAACACUUCACACGAAACCAACAAGCAAUUUGUUUACCACGUGAAAUAAGCAUGGCGAAUAUCGUCAAAGAUGGUAACGAGAUGUAUGCAGUUGGCUGGGGGAGAACAACACCAAUCAAACCAAAAGAAUUUUCUAGUGUAUUACACUUAUCAAAUGAUCUGAAACAAGUCAAGCUACCGUUUAAAGCGAAUAAAUUCUGUGAAGAUAAUGUAAAAAAUAAGACUGCCAAGGAAUUAAAGUGGAUGAAGGAUAUUUGGUAUUUUAACAGUACCACACAGUUUUGUGCUGGUGACAUCACUGGCCAGCAAGAUACAUGCCAUGGUGAUAGUGGUGGUCCAACGAUGGUAUUUCAUACACAUCCAGUAAGCGGGAAACGGCGUUGGUUUCAAGUUGGUAUUGUAAGCUGGGGGUAUGGUUGCGCACAGAAGGGUGAGGUUGGAUUCUACACUAAAGUCUCCGCGUAUGUUGAUUGGAUAAGCCAGAUAGCACAACUAUCCAGCACAAACAGAAACAGAACGCACACGAUGAUUUUUAAAUACAAAGGUAGGCCGCUGAAUCUCAAAUAUAAAGGGCUGGAUUUGAUCUUUGUGCUGGAUACAUCAAGUAGUGUCACUAGAGAUAAGCUAACUAAACUAGCACGUACAAAUUUAAAAUAUUGCCUACAAAUUACAGACAGCACAUUUUUACAAAAAGAGUGGACAAGGAAUGGCAUUUUACACAGAUUGUUUAAAGUGUUUGUGGAACGCAAAUGCCAUGAAUACAUACCUGUGUUUUGCAUGCAAGGUUCUGGUAAAUAGAUGGAAUUUGAUAUUAGGUUAGCAUAGAUCGAUAAUGUGGUGGACAGUUGAAUGUUGUAAUUGGAGAUCUUCAAUAUGCUUUGCAUGUAAGGUUCUGAUAAAUAGAUGGAAUUUGAUAUUAGGUUAGCGUAGAUCGAGAAUGUGGUGGACAGUUGAAUUAAUGUUCUUGGAGAUCUUCAAUAAAAACUGAAAAGUUAAGGUGUUAAAUUUGCAAUCUUGCAAGUUAUUUAGUGAGCUGUUUCAUUAUUUUGUCUGGUGAAAGAUAUGAUUUUCUUUGAAUAUUUCUGUCCAGGUAGAACCAAUGACUAAUAUCUUCUCAGUGUGACCAUGCAUGGGGCCACCAAGGCUAUGCCUAAUUCUUGGCGAGCAGACACCUUGGCUGAGCUUGAUUGCAUCAAUAGGCAGAAAGUUGCAGGUGUGAGCUUCCUGUAACAACUGACUUGCAAUAGCGUCCGAUGAUCUUUAUCUCCAUGGACUGCUGCGGUCGGAAUGGAUGACGACCAGCCACCCUUAAUAGCUAUUCUUACCUUUAGCUCUGCAUGUGAUAAAUCUUCAUUAUCUGCUACAUUAUCUGUGCCCUUCAGGAGACGUACAGUACGAGCUUGUUGCCAUGGGCUAUAAAUCAGAAGUGCUUCGUUCUUUGUGGAGUCACAGAUUAAGUAUGAUCAGAUAUGUAACUUCAUAGGGCUUCGUUUCCUCAAAUUUUCCUGGAUGAACACGCAUGCUGACGCCAUGACACUUGCUAGCAAAAUGGCGUCCUGAAAAAACACGAACUUUUGCACUUUAUUGCGGCCUUUUUUUGAUCGAAAGGUUUGGAUUAAACAAUCAAUGUUGAAUGUUCAAAGUUGUUGAAAGCAAUUAAAGUUGUUGAAAAGGUGCUGAAAGCAUUUUUGAAAGCAAGACGCAUUACCAAAUGACGAAUUAUAUUCGUCAUUAUGUUCGAGCAUAAUUUAGCCAAAAGGACGAGUACUGCUAUCGAGAAAAGCCUAGUUGCUGCGCGGUUUGCCACUAAAAAUUAGCGGCGGGCAGACAAUGCCUGGUCUAAUGGCGUGCGAAAGGAUAAUUAAGGAUUAUAUACCACGGGGUGUGGUAUAUGCAUUCUCUGAGUGUCCUGCAGCUUAAUUUAGUCUUAACUGAGUUCAGUUAUUAGGUUUGCCAAUGUUAGAUAUUAGACACUAGAUUUAGAAAAGACGACGUGAAAAACACAAUGACGCGGUCUCAAUUUCAGCUCAAGAUUGAGAGCUAAGGAACUUGAUUACUAUAAUAAAUUGAAGCUUUUGAAAAUUACCUUUGGAACGGAUAAGUUCGAGAAAACCUGAUCUGGUAUCUGCUAUAGAUUUUAUGUAGCUCCUCCGACGUCGCAAUAAGCAUUGACGUUGCUCCAAUGACAUGAAAAUCGUGACGUUGUAUUCAGAAUGACAACGUUGUUUGAGGAUACCCCAGGGACCCCAAAUUAUUCAAUCGUUUUGUUUUGCAUGAAGAAUUUCUUCAUUUCGAAGCCGUGAAAUCUAUCAUAAAAUUUAACACACAACUUGUAUAUCUUGAUGGCAAUGCUGAACCGGUGAUGUUUUUUGUAGAGAAGUGCUCAGAUCCAUCAGGAAACACAAAUGCAAAUGUGAUAGGAAAGGAGUUCUAUCAUGGCAAGGAAGUAGAGUUUGUCUGUCCCAGAGAUUCCAUUCUUGUUCCUGCAAGGUCCAAAAAUUUGACAUGUCAAGAUGGACAAUGGAGAGGGACGAUACCUUCAUGUAAAGGUACGAUUAAUUAGAGGGAUUAAUGCGCGAAUAAAACAUGUUGUUGUUUUUGUUGUUGUUCUCGUCAUUGUUGUUUAUGCUGCUUCUGCUGUUACGGAUGUUGUCUGUUGACAUUAUUGUUGGUGGUAGUUUUUUGUUUUGCUGUCGUUUUUGCUUUUGGCGUUGUUGUCUUUAUCAAAGUAGUAGUUUUCCUGUUAUAACUUUUUAUCUAGAUUUCUAUCUCUUAGUUGCUAGGUUGUUGUUGUUUUUCUUGCUUUUGUCUUUACGUUUUUUAAUAUUUGUGGUUGUUACUAGUGCUGUUGUUAUAGUCGUCAUCGUGGUUGUUGUUGUUACUGUUGCUGUUUUUGUUUUUCUUGGUAUUGUUGUUGUUGUCGUUGUCGUUGUUGCUGCCAUUCUCGUUGUCGUUGUCGUUGUCGUUGUCGUUGUCGUUGUCGUUGCCGUUGCCGUUGCCGUUGUCGUUGUCGUUGUUGUUGUCGUUGUUGUCGUUGUUGUCGUUGUUGUCGUUGUCGUUGUUGUUGUUGUUGUUGUGGUUGUUGUUGUUGUUGUUGCUAAAAUCGUUAAAUUAUUCAUUGUUGUGUUUGUUUGUUUGUUUGUUUGUUUGUUUGUUUGUUUGUUUGUUUGUUUGUUUGUUUGUUUGUUUGUUUGUUUGUUUGUUUGGUUGUUUGCUUGCUUGGUCGCUUGUUUGUUUGCUUGCUUGCUUGCUUAUUCUCGGUACUUAUAUUCUCACAUUUCCACGUUUUGACCCUUCCCCAUGUCCUUUUUCUAUGAGUCUCGUUUUAAAAUAUUUGCUAUUUUUAGCUUCAUGUCCGUCCUUGACACAACUAUCGGACGGUUAUAAAUCGAGUAGAAGUCGAACACAUGGUUCUUCGGUUCAAUUUCGCUGCUCCUAUGGUAAUAAACUGGUUGGUUCAGCUAGAGUGGUGUGCAAUGAUGGUAGAUGGUCAAACCAAAUGCCUAAAUGCCUAGGUACGUUACCAGUUUUCACGAGAAUAAGCAUAAGGCCGAGGUCAAACAAAGGCGAGAGUUCCGUGAGAGUUUUCUCAACUCGUUAAUGUACGCUUAUUCACCCUAUUCAUUUGGUUGACUUUUCUUUAUUUAAUUUCCGCCAUAGCAAUUUUUUUCCAAUUUCGUUUAAAAAUUGACCAACUAUUUUGCCAAAAUAUUUUACAUUUUGAUCAACUUUUUAAACUUAAAAAUUAUGGGGGGGGGGUGUCUCACCGACACACCUCCCCGGGUAUCGACGACGUCCCUGCCUUUAUUUUGACAAGAAUUGCAACAUGUGUAUCUGAUAACUGUAGAUUUCGGAUUUGUUCAUGCAGAUAUAUAGAGGAUAUUACUCGGCGGCGCGAAGAUAUGACUUUUAUCUUCGAGUGGUGAAAACAAUAUUUUACGAACGAGCGCGGCGAGUGAGUAAAAGAAUGUUUUUAAUGCGAGAAGUUAAAAGUCAUAUCUUCAAGCCACCGUGUAAUGUUCUGUUUAUUAUAUAGUCCCAAGCAAAAAUUGUGAAAUUUCACGCUCAAAAGCAAAUUGGAAAAAGGCACGUGAUCGAUAUCUUCACUAUGGAAAAUAUCUCACUGUGUAUUUUCCAUGCAGUAUCUCACUUUCUACUAUAUAAUAAAUUUUGAUAACAUUCUUUUUAAUUCUAUAGCCAUGUGCAAUAGAAUUCGAAGCACUGGAAAUGGAUGGGUUUACGGAAGGGGUAAUUUAGAAGGAGAUAAGCUGAGUUUCCGUUGCAGAACUGAUUAUAUUUUGGAUGGCGAGCAGUUUAUCAAAUGCACUGGGAAUAGGCGAUGGAAUGCAACGAAACCAACGUGUAGAGGUUGGUAGAAGACCUGUAUAUGACGGGGAAAGGGAAUGGUUUUGGCAAGUGGCGAUAAUUGGGAUCUCGGCAGCAAACAAAUUGAUCUUUACUAUCUUAACUAAUGAAUGGCUUCUUUUUUGUGUCCGUAGCACCAUGUAGAAAGCUCAACGCACGAGCUCAUUCAAGAAUCACAAAAGGAGGUUUUAGACAUAAAGAAGAUAUCAAAUUUCAAUGUAAUCCAGACUAUUACCUGCACGGAAGUAACGUCUUGACCUGUUCAGAUGGAACAUGGAAUGGUGCUCUUCCGACUUGUUUAGGUAUAAGUGUAAAGCACGACCAGAAGUUGAUUCAUGAUCUUUGUCUAUAUUGAGUCAUAACCAGUGUGGCCAGUUUAUACUUAACCCCUUUCUGACACUUUCCAGGCAACAUUUUUGCCAUUCCUUCCCCGUUUAAUAAAAUCUGGAAAUACAGAAACUAUGUGCGUUAAGGAUGGUUUACACUAUCAAAAUUUCUGUGAUCACAGCAGGAAUUUUGUAGAAGGAUUCGUAGAAAAUGUUUGAAGGAACUGACUCAAUGUUAUACCCUGAAUCAAUUCCUUCAAAAUUUAAACAUUUCUUACACAUCUUUCGAAAAUGUAUAAAUACGCAGACAGUUCCCUCAAAUAUUUUAAUAAAUCUUUCAAAACUUAGAAUUUACCUAUGCAAAUCCUUCUGUUAUCACAGAAACUUUGAUAGCAUUAUUAAUUUGUAAUGUAAAUUUACGUCUUGCUAUGUUUUAAGUGUUUUGGGGUUGUAGUAAUUGUAUUUUGUCAAAAUUCUUAGAAACGGACCCACCAAAAAUGUGCAUAAAAUAGUACAGACUAUAGCAAGGCUCUUUCAGGGAAAGCAUGAUUUAAUGAUUCAUAAUCCAAUACCCUGGAGGUGGAAUUGAUUUUAGCGAACGAGCAAAUUAUGAAGAAACAAAGAAAUACUUUGGGUUCUCUUAUUCAUCUCCCUCCCAGCGCUCUACUAGAAAAUCUAGUUAUGCUUAUUGUAUCCCUAAACGUAAUGUUUAAUAUCUUGUUUCUCUGCUUUUUCUUGGUGUCAUUGGUAUUUUAAUCAAUAUGAUAUAACUCAAUGUACUCAAUGUAUGUCCAUUAAUUCUAUUUCCCGAUUAAAAUACUGGCAUGUUUGAAUUAUUGAGAUCAUAACUUCUACAACUGUUAAAAUGAGAUCAAGUGAACAAAAAGCAGCCAAACACGUUAGUAUAUUACACAAAUAACUUUAUAACUUUUAAAUCUAAGUGAAGCCAGGAGGGCUGUAAGAAGUUAACUUAGAUACAUAACGUAUACCUAUACUAAUUUUGAAAGAAUUUAAGCAAACCACAGGUUUUUAGAUCUGCUGAUAGUCGUGGUAGACUGUUUCACAGAUUUGCAGAUCUGACAAAGAACGACUUUUACUCUUUCUAACUCCAGAUUAUUUUACUCUGUCUAACGCCUGACGGUUUUACUCGUCAGGGGGAGAGUGCUGCCACUCAAUGGGUUAACAUUAUAUUCAGGAUGACAACGUUGUUGAGGAUACCUCUGCGACCACAAAUUAUUCAAACGUUUUGUUUUGCAUAAUGAAUUUUUUUAUUUCGAAGGCAUGUUUUCUAAACGAGUCUAUUAUAAAAUUUAACACACAAGUUCUAUAUCUUGACGGCAAUGCUGAACCUGUGAUGUUUUUUUUUGUAGAGAAGUGCUCAGAUCCAUCAGGAAACACGAAUGCAAAUGUGAUAGGCAAGGAGUUCUUUCAUGGCAAGAAAGUCGAGUUUGUCUGUCCCAGAGAUUCCAUUCUUGUUCCUGCAAGUUCCAGAAGGUUGACAUGUCAAAAUGGACAAUGGAGGGGGACGAUACCUUCAUGUAAAGGUACGGUGGAGUAGAGGGAUUAUUACGCGAAUAAAACGUGUUGUUGUUCUCGUUAUUGUUGUUUAUACCAUUGUUCUUGUACUGUUCCUGCUUGUUGCGGAUGUUGUCUGUCAAUAUUAUUGGUGGUGGUACUUUUUUUAUUGUUCCUUCUUGCUUGCUUGUGUAUUCUCGGUACUUAUAUUCUCGCAAUUCCACGUUUUGGCCCUUUCCUAUCUCCUUUCUCUAUGAAUCUCGUUUUAAAAUAUUUGCUAUUUUUAGCUUCAUGUCCGUCCUUACCACAACUAUCCGACGGUUCUAAAUCGAGUAGAAGUCAAACACAUGGUUCUUCAGUUCAAUUUCACUGCUCCCAUGGUCAUAAACUGGUUGGUUCAGCUAGAGUGGUGUGCAAUGAUGGCAGAUGGUCAAACCAAAUGCCUAAAUGCCUAGGUACGUUACUAGUUCUCACGAGAAUAAGUAUAAGAACGAGGUCAAACGAAGGUGAGAGUUCCAUGAGAACUAGCGAGAGCUUGCGUGAGAGUUUUCCCAACUCGUUAAUGUAUGCUUAUUCACCCUAUUCAUUUGGUUGACUUUUCUUUAAUUUUUUAUUUAAUUUCCGCCAUAGCAAUUCUUUUCCAAUUUCGUUUAAAAAUUGACCAAUUAUUUUGACAAUAUAUUUUACAUUUUGACCAACUAUUUAAACUUAAAAAUUAUUGGGGGGUCUCACACCGAUACACCUCCCCGGGUAUCGACGACGUCCCUGCCUAUAUUUUGACUAGAAUUUCAACAUGUGUAUCUGAUAAUUGUAGAUUUUCGAUUUGUUCAUGCAGAUAUAUAAAGGAUUUUACACGGCGGCGCGAAGAUAUGACUUUUAUCUUCGAGUGGUGAAAACAAUAUUUUACGAACGAGCGCGGCGAGUGACUAAAAUAUUAUUUUUAAUACGAGAAGAUGAAAGUCAUAUCUUCAAGCCACCGUGUAAUGUUGUGUUUAUUAUACAGUCCCAAGCAAAAAAAUGCGAAAUUUCACGCUCAAAAGCAAAUUGGAAAAAGGCACGUGAUCGAUAACUUAACCAGUGAAGAUAUGGAAAAUAUCUCACUGUGUAUUUUUCAGUAUCUCACUCUCCACUAUAUAAUAAAUUUUGAUAACAUUCUUUUUAAUGCUAUAGCCAUAUGCAAUACAAUUCGAAGCAUUGGAAAUGGAUGGGUUUACGGAAGGGGUAAUUUAGAAGGAGAUAAGCUGAGUUUCCGUUGCAGAACUGAUUAUAUUUUGGAUGGCGAGCAGUUUAUCAAAUGCACUGGGAAUAGGCGAUGGAAUGCAACGAAACCAACGUGUAGAGGUUGGUAGAAGACCUGUAUAUGACGGGGGGAGGGAAUGGUUUUGGCAAGUGGCGAUAAUUGGGAUCUCGGCAGCAAACAAAUUUACCUUCACUAUCUUAACUAAUGAAUGGCUUCUUUUUUUGUGUCCGUAGCACCGUGUAGAAAGCUCAACGCACGAGCUCAUUCAAGAAUCACAAAAGGAGGUUUUAGACAUAACGAGGAUAUGAAAUUUGAAUGUGAUCCAGACUAUUACCUGCACGGAAGGAAUGUCUUGACCUGUUCAGGUGGAACAUGGAAUGGUGCUCCUCCGACCUGUUUAGGUAUAAGUAGAAAGCACGACCAGAAGAUCUUUGUCUAUGUUGAGUCAUAACCAGAGUGGCCAGUUUAUACUCUAUUCCUUUAUGGCACUUUCCAGGCAACAUUUAUGCCAUUCCUCCCCCGUUUAAUGAAAUCUAAAUAUACAGAAACUAUGUGUGUUAAUUUAAGGAUGGUUUACACUAUCAAAGUUUCUGUAAUCACAGUAGGAAUUUUGUAGAAGGAUUCGUAAGAAAUGUUUGAAGGAAUUGACGCAGUGUUUAUAUAUACACUGAAUCAAUUCCUUCAAAAUUUAAAUUCGUAAACAGUUCCCUCAAAUAUUUUAAUAAAUCUUUCAAAACUUAGGAUUUACAUAUGCAAAUCCUACUGUGAUCACAGAAACUUUGAUAGCAUAAACCAUUCGUGUUAUGCUUUCAUUAUUUUUUAAUGUAAAUUUACGUCUUGCUACGUUUUAGUAAUUGUAUUCUGUCAAGAUGUUUAAAAAUAGACCACUCCCCUCUCCCUCUAAAAAAUGUACAUAAAAUAGUACAGACAAUAGCAAGGCUCUUUCAGGGAAAGCAUGGUUAAUAGGUUUAUACCCUGCAGGAGGUGAAAUUGGUUUCAGCGAACAAGAAAACUAUGGAGAAACAAAUAGAAGUACUUUGGGCUCUCUUAUUCAUCUCCCUUCCACUUCCACUUCGACCCUGUGCUCUAAUAGAAAAUCUAGUUCUGUCUUUUGUAGCCCUAAACGUAAUUAAUGUCUAAUAUCUUGUUUCCCCAUAUGUUAUUGUAUUAAACAAAAUUCAGUUCUGAAUUGAGAAUUUUUUUAAUGAAUGAUGUCUCUGAACGAAAAUUCUUUCAAUACAAUACAUCCAAUUAAUUUUGUUUACUUCUUAAACGUUUCAUUAUCACUAUGAAUGUUUUAGCGCUAUUUUAUAGGAGACCAGUGCUUUUUCAUGGUGUCAUUUAAUCAAUAUGAUAUAACUCAAUAUACUCAAUGUAUGUCCACUAAUUCUCUUUCUCGAUGAAAAUAUUGGCAGAUUUGAAUUAUUGAGAUCAUUACCUCUACAACUGUUAAAAAAUUUGUGGCUUGGCGGAACCAUGGAUAAUAAAAUAAAUGGAUAGAAAACUAGCUGAUGUGAUCUAAUGUUUUCAAUGGGCUGACGGCGUGGUUGGAUGUUGAAACCUAGUUGCAAACCAAAUUCUAAAAACGGCAUGUUUAGCAAUAAUACAGUUAAACAUUUUAGUCAAAGACCAAAUGAAUAUAACUACGUCAUUCUACGAUGAAAUCUCUAAGUAUUCCCAGUCAAUGUUAGCAAAUAUUUCAAGCGCUAAACAGUGAAAAAUGCAUCCAAAAUUUCGUUAAAAUUGGGGGCGCCAAUUUCGUAGCUACAAAUGUAAAAAAAUACAAUACAAAGACGAAAAACAUUUACUUUGAAUACUUUGUCGUGGCUUAGGCAUGUUUUUUAAAACAAUUAGACCAGUUGAUGCUUCAAUAUUACUCUUUUAAAGCGGAAAGUAAAGCGAAACAAAAGAAUGCUGAGAACUUUGCAAUAUGUGUGACGUCACAGAUUGCAACUAUAUGUUGUUUUUGCUUACGUCAGCUAGAGUCCUAUCCAUUUAUUUUAUAAUCCAUGUCGGAACUACAGCUUCGUUUGGUAAAAGAAAUUGCUCGUCUGUAAACGAAACAAACCGGGAAGACAUUUUGUUUUGGUCCGGAGAUGAAUCGUGCAAGGAUGUCCGAAGCUGAGCAACCAUUCAAAUUACGCGAAAAGCACUUUCCGCCUCCCGAUAUAUAUGCUAAUGCUGAUUAUAUAGUUUUUUUUUUAUCAAACAUUAUACAUGUAUAUACGUCUUAAUCUUCAGCUCCUUGCAGACGGUUUGGUGUGCAACCAUUCCGUGGUGGUUAUAUAAGGCGAGAUGGUUACAGACAUAAUGAGGAAGUCACAUUUGGAUGUAGAGAUCCUUUGGUUAUUGAUGGUCAGGUUACCUUACGUUGCAAUGAUGGGACAUGGAAUAGCAGACUACCUACCUGUGGAGGUUUGUGUAUAUUCCUAAAGGGUCGAAUGUUGACCGUCUAAAACAACGUGAUAACCCGAAACACCAUCUUCGUUCUUUCCUUAGUCUUCAACCCGGAAGAUGCAGUUGGCAAUAUAUCUCAUUUCAAAUAUUUACGAUUAUUGGACGUGGUUGGGCAAAACAUCGUGAUUUGUCAGUAGCGUGCACAUCAAUAAAUGUUUCGAUUCAGCAAUAUCCGCGUUCAAUAAUUGACUAACCGUACUAUUUCAUAUUUCGCAUGCAAUUAUUCACUAUAAUUUCUGUUAUUCGUAUUGCAUUGCACGAGUUUUUAAAGAUUAACAAGCCAGUGCAACACAAAUCAUCCCAUUGUCAGCCGAAACUGAUCAACUUGUCUUGGAACACAUCAAAUAGGCCUACAUUUAAACAUGACGUAUUUAUUAAAGGCAGAUUUUGUUACUUUUUUUGUAUUUUUGACAUGUUUGUCGAAGCGAACGAGUGGUUAACCUCCCGACAAAGCGCUUAUGCGACGAAAUUCCACAACAUUUUAAUCAUGAAAGCAUGGUAAAAUUAAUUUAAAAUGACUAGUAAUAUAUUUUGAAAUAUUUUGAAAUGUUGGAUGUCAAAAUAUACUAUGAUGUCAAAAUACAUAAACGCUUUCUGAACGAACUUUUAUAGCUCUUAUAGAUAAUAUAUUGACGCAAUACAUGUUCACAGUUUUAUGGCGUCAAUGCACAAUAUUCCAAGACCUUGAAAUUUUUCAGAAAGUCAUUGUGCAAUGUGAUGUCAUAUAGUAAGGAUAAUUUGCGUACCAAAAAUGUUUAAAUAUCUCAAGAACGAAACAAGCUAAGAGAGCUUGGCAAAAUUUCGUUACAUAAGUACUUUUACAAACUCCGUCAAAGGCGAAUAGUGAAAUUGAUAUUUUGCAGCUGACAAUUGCUUUAAAAAGUGUGCAUGCCCAAUUAAUUGUUUAUAACACGUAUUAUUUGCUGUCAACAUAAUAAAUAAUAUGAGCACCAGUUAUUUGCAAAAAGUAGUCAAUCAAAGUUGAGAAAAUAAUUAUGAGUCAUAACCAAAUUUACUCAUGAUUUGGGAAUUAUGAUCUGCUAUAAAUUUGAAACCCAUUUCUGAAUUGUGAGUUUGUCUGUUCCAUUUAUUGGUAUAACAAAAUCCAAUUACAAUAUUGCAUUCCUACAGACCCUUGCAGAAAACUUCCACCGCCGAGAAAUGGUGUAAUCAUAACGAAUGGAUACAAACAUAAAGAAACACUUACCUUCGGAUGCGAUCAAGGAUUUCAAAUACAGGCACUAGUGUACACAAAUGCACCUUCUUUCUCCUUGUAUGAUUUUGUCAGUCGCAAUUUAUUUGCAAACUUUGGUGUGCAAAGGAGACGAAUUAACAUACGCUGCACAAAAUCCUAUAAGCUUAUGCAACAGUCAAUUCACACUCUUGCGAAGAUUUCUUGUGAAGUGAAACGAAGAUUUCUUCAGAAAUGGGUCAACGCCUCUUUCCAAUACUAA
Paramuricea clavata is the source of this 12496-nucleotide messenger RNA. NCBI's taxonomy places the organism in Eukaryota, Metazoa, Cnidaria, Anthozoa, Malacalcyonacea, Plexauridae. The record is from the annotation of a GenBank genome assembly.